Messenger RNA from Alosa sapidissima (American shad), 2388 nucleotides. It is a transcript of the gene hdac1, whose product is annotated as histone deacetylase 1. Lineage: Eukaryota; Metazoa; Chordata; Actinopteri; Clupeiformes; Clupeidae. The transcript has 14 exons. The record is from RefSeq and is a predicted model, not a curated record. The coding region runs from base 76 to 1524 and encodes 482 amino acids. Gene Ontology annotation, molecular function: histone deacetylase activity.
ACUAAAUGCAAGUUCCGACUGAAGUUAGUCAUUGCGUAGAAAGCCCGGCAGGCUCAGGCAGUAAUUGGAGGUAAAAUGGCGCUGACUUCUCAAGGAACAAAGAAGAAAGUUUGCUAUUAUUAUGAUGGUGAUGUUGGGAACUACUACUAUGGCCAGGGCCAUCCCAUGAAGCCCCACAGAAUUCGCAUGACCCACAAUCUCCUGCUCAACUAUGGGCUCUACAGGAAGAUGGAAAUCUAUAGACCUCACAAGGCCAAUGGCGAGGAAAUGACCAAGUAUCACAGUGAUGACUACAUCAAAUUCCUACGCUCCAUCCGGCCUGACAACAUGUCUGAGUAUAGUAAACAGAUGCAAAGAUUUAAUGUGGGAGAGGAUUGUCCCGUGUUUGACGGUUUAUUUGAGUUCUGUCAGCUCUCAACAGGUGGCUCUGUUGCUGGAGCAGUGAAGCUGAACAAACAGCAGACAGACAUUGCCAUCAACUGGGCAGGAGGCCUUCACCAUGCCAAGAAGUCUGAGGCGUCUGGGUUCUGUUAUGUCAACGACAUCGUUUUAGCCAUCCUGGAGCUGCUGAAGUACCAUCAGAGAGUGCUGUACAUAGACAUUGACAUUCACCAUGGUGACGGUGUGGAGGAGGCGUUCUACACCACAGACCGUGUCAUGACCGUGUCCUUCCACAAGUACGGGGAGUACUUCCCUGGCACAGGAGAUCUCAGAGACAUUGGAGCAGGAAAAGGCAAAUACUAUGCUGUGAACUACCCCCUCAGGGAUGGUAUCGAUGAUGAAUCUUAUGAGGCCAUCUUUAAGCCUAUCAUGGCCAAAGUGAUGGAGAUGUACCAGCCCAGUGCUGUGGUGCUUCAGUGUGGAGCCGACUCGCUGUCUGGAGACAGGCUGGGUUGCUUCAACCUCACCAUCAAAGGCCAUGCCAAGUGUGUAGAGUACAUGAAGAGCUUUAACCUGCCCCUGCUGAUGCUGGGAGGCGGAGGCUACACCAUCAGGAACGUGGCCCGCUGCUGGACCUAUGAGACGGCCGUGGCCCUGGACAGCACCAUCCCCAACGAGCUCCCGUACAAUGACUAUUUUGAGUACUUCGGCCCAGACUUCAAACUUCACAUCAGUCCAUCCAACAUGACCAACCAGAACACAAAUGACUACCUGGAGAAGAUCAAGCAGCGUCUAUUUGAGAACCUGCGCAUGCUGCCCCAUGCCCCUGGUGUGCAGAUGCAGGCCAUCCCAGAGGAUGCUGUACAGGAGGACAGCGGCGACGAGGAAGAGGACCCUGACAAGCGCAUCUCCAUCCGUGCUCACGACAAGAGGAUAGCCUGUGAAGAGGAGUUCUCCGACUCUGAGGACGAGGGCCAGGGCGGAGGACGCAGGAAUGCUGCCAACUUCAAGAAGGCCAAACGGGUCAAGACGGAGGAGGAGAAGGACGGAGAGGAAAAGAAAGCUGAAGUGAAAGAAGAGGAGAAAGCACCUGAAGAGAAAAUGGACACAAAGGGGCCAAAAGAAGAACUGAAGACAACCUGAGAAAUUGAAGCCCAGAAGUCCUUGUGGAUGCAUGACCUUGUCAGAUGCCCCACCUCACACACACACAAAUGCACUUACACACACAACUGUACACAUCGACACACACACACGCAUACACACAGAAUAGAGGUUAGAUUGCGGAAGCAAAAGACUGUAAAUUAUUUUCUAAGACUCAUUUUACUAUUUGUAUUCUUAAGAAGCGGUAUAAAGUUUUUUGCAUUGCCAGUGUGAAUUGAAAUGCAAGAUGUAUGGGUUUUUUUUUCUUCCUAUUAUUUUCACCUCUGUUUUAAUGUUUAUUUUUCAGUUUGCAUCCGAUCAGUCCUUUUUUGUUUUUGUUCUUCUGCUUAAAACAGUACCUCAACCAAACCGGACCUGAACUAGUCACAAUUCAGCCAAUGCGCACCAGCUCUCAAACUCUCCCUGGCUCUUUCACAGGCUUUCAUCUCUUAAGUUAUUUCACAUCAUGGACAUUCAAAUUUGUACAUUUCCCCUUUUUCCCCCCCUUUCUUUUUGGUAACUGUCUCCUUUUCUUCCUCUGGAUGCCUAUUCCUGCUGCCGCAUUCUUUUACCUUGUUUUUAAGAAAAAGAUUAAAAAAUGUGACAAUUUGUUUUUAUUACCAUGUCUGCUUUGAUGGCUGUGAACGUAGCUGUGUGUCUUUUGGAUGGAGGGAGGACUGGGGACAUAAGGGGUGGGGGGGCACAGGGAGAAGAGGGCUUUACCCGCAGAUGUUACGUUACUGCUAUAUGGGGAGCAGCUAUUAGCAGGUUCGAUGGACCUGCGGUCCGGUUUGGGUUUCCAAAAAGUUCAGAUGUUGUGAAAUGUCUAUAACAAUGAAUUUGGUAAAUAAAACAAAGAAAAUCAAA